CCUUCCGUCGCCCUAUCCGCCCGUCGCCCCGCAACAGCGACAGUACGUACCCAACAACAACAGCAACAGCAACAGCAACCACAAAUGAUAAUGUCUGAAGAAGAGCAGCUACUCAUUUCAAAUUUACAGGAAACCUACAAAUCGAUACUUAAACUUGAGGUUGAAACACAACAAGGCUGUGCCGAUGUGAACCAAAAACUACUAGAAAAUAACGUAGGAUCCGAACUAAAUAACGAACUUUGGAUUGUUUACAAACAUGUCGUUCAGCUACUCGACAAUUACUACGAUUUUCUAUUAUAUGCUCUAUCACCAGCAUCGACAAAAACCGGUAGACCGCUAGUAUCCAAUUAUAGGAUAUUGAAAAGAAUGUGGGUCUAUGGAGUGGUUGCCUUUUUAGAGGUUCUAAAGAACGUGGUUGCAAUUUUUGUCGAACAUGAGGUUUGCGCAUGUUUUGUUUCUUAUUCUUUCAACAUAAUAAGUUGCUUGACAGAUCCUGAACUAGGCAUAGAAUGUUGGUGGGCGGAAAAAUUGGGAGAUUUGAGCAGAAUGGCAAUUGCAUUGUACCCUGCAAGAUACAUGGAUUGGAAAACAUCCUCCGUCUAUUGGUAUCAAGAAGCAAUAAAAACCCAAUUUGGUCACGGUAAAAUUUAUUACCACAUGUGUUCAGUGGAGAACGACAAUUUGGAAGCCUUGAUGCUUAUAGGUAAAGGUGUCAACUGUAAGGAUCCAUUUGUUCCAACCCAGCAAUAUUUAAGAAUGAUUGUUGAUAAUGUAUGCUCUCAAAGAAACAUGCUAACUGCUGUUGAAAUGGCUAUGAUAGAUUUUGUCAAGAUCCACAAAAUUCUACUCCUUCCAACUUAUAGUAUGAAUGAGGAGAUGAUUAAUAUUGUUUCUCACUAUUCUUCGAAUUUUGGCGUAGAUAACACCAACAUUGAUUUUUUCCAAAUAAGGCCAGAUUGCACAACUUCGGAUAUUAACGAUAAGGUGACCUUCUGGUUCCAAAAAGGUGCGAAUUUUGCAUUAUCCAACAUAUAUCAUUUGAUGGGUUUUGGACUAAGCUCCAAUCCCUUUGCUAAGCUUUUCGAUUUACCAGAUGCAUUAAAGGAAAGGAAAGAUAAAAAGGACCGGAGAGAUAAGAGGAGAAGAUCAAGAAGUGAUUCGGCAAGUAUAUUAAGCGCAGGUCUCUCAUCUGCGGAUCCUAAUGAUCCUGAAUUCCUAGUCAAUUCCUCAGCUUCUCAUUUAAAUGAAAAGUAUUGGUUCUUACUUUUAGAGCAUAUCAACAAAGGUGUGAUUGAGUUGUCAAUGAAGAUGUUGAAACAAUAUUUAUCUGGCCCAGUGCAGACAUCAACUCCCCAUGCAAUAGUUUGGUUAUAUUUCCUAAUAAGUGUAUGCAACUCAAUCAAGCUUUAUCCUGCAUCCAAGCCCAUGUUCGUGAAGCUACUCCAGGCAAUUUUCCCAUGGAAAGUCUUAGUGUUGUAUCUCAACGAUAUUCUCUGCAUUGUCAGAUCUGUGCCAGAAUUGAGAUCAAGGUACAAGACUUUAUUGUGCAGAACCGCCUCAGGUAAUAGCAGCAGAGAACUCUUUGAUUAUUUCGGUGAGGAAGAAACGUUGUGGGAAGUUUGGAAAUGUUGGGGGUCUUUAUGGUUUGAUAGAGUGUGCCCAAAGGGAGAUUAUUCCACUGUAUUUGAAACAGGCAUCAAAAGCAAUAUUUUUGACACACCGCUAUCCGGUGCGAUUUACAAUUCCCAUGAAGAUGGAGAGCGUUACAUUAGAAUAUUGCUUUUAGGUGGCUAUCUCUGCGAUUUUUUUCCUGAGUUCGGAUUGAAAAAGUGUGACAACAUUUUCAAAUUUGAGUUUCAGUCGGACGCAGUCUCGAUCAACCCCUCCAACAUGACGUACUUUACGUAUUUCAUCAGGGAUUCGAGAUUGCAACCCUUGUUGAAAUUCUCGGGGUACGUUGAAUCUAACAGUGAGUUCAAGAAAAACGACUCACCAAAGUUACCGAUGUGGGAUCACAACUCGUACGGGUUCAUGACGGACUUUAUAAACAACCAGUACCCUGCAGUGUUGGCGCACCGCUCAUCGCUCGAGCUCCUUUCCUUUGGACAGACCGAAGAGGAUAACGAGUACGAAGAAGACUCCGAGGAGGACUUUGACGAGAACGAGAACAGCGACGACCAACAGUUGUACGCGGAGAACGUGGCGCUUGCGAUCCGGGCAGACGGCACGACCGCGUCGCACAUCAACGAGACGCGGGAGUUCGAGCAGAACGAGAACUGGCGCCUGAACUCGGACGAGUUGAUCUUGCAGAGUCCCUUGAGGGAAAACGGCCUGAUCGAGUCGUACAAGGAGUUUUGCCCGGACUACAAGAUCCCGAAGGAGACGGUGGAGGGCGAGCUUGCUGCGCUAGCAGCCUUGAUCGAGGCCACGCCGGGCUUCGACAAGAACAUGCCGUUCGACGCCUCGAAACACAUCAUCUUCAAGCCGGAGUACUACAAGACCACCAAGACGUUCACGCUCGACGAGUUAAACAUCGACAAGACACACAUCGCGCCAAUCAACACCUUUGGCGCAGCGUUCCCCUUCAAGCUUCUUUCGCAGGAGGCGGUCAACAUGCUCAUCUGGGAGGCUGUGCAGAAGAAGGUGAUUGAGAACCACGGCCGCCUGCCUAACCUGGCGACCGACAACACCAGACUCGACUUCCACGUCGGCGGCCACUUCAAGUACUCCCCCUUCACCACCGCGUUGGCCAGAAGCGAGGAGCUGGCCGAGAUCGUGUCCACCUUUGUUGGCCACAAGAUGAAGCCCGUCUGGGAAACAGACCUUGUGCAGUUGAACUUCUCGCUGGCCACCAACGACCCGCAGGAGCAGCUGGAGAACUUCCCGCAGAGCCAGGAGGAGAUCGACGCCAUCUUGGCGAAGCAGGACGCCAGUGACGGCCAGAACAUCCCUUCCUCCUUGGGUGUCCACUACGACUCCAUCUCCGUUCCGCUGGUGAUCAUGUUGGACCUCCCAGAAGAGGCCCAGGGUGGCCAGACCACCAUCCUCACCGGCAACGAGACCGUCACCAGAGUCCCAGACCCUCCUAUCGGCUCCGGCACACUCAUCCAGGGCCGGGUCUUGAGACACUUGGCCUCCAAGCCGGUCACCAACCACAACAGAAUCAGCUUUGUCAUCAGCUACGCCACAGGUGUCGAAGGUGAGCUCGACAACUGUGUCACCACAUCCUUGAAGCCUUCCGUCCUCCCUAAAAACGAGUACAACAAGUUUUACAGAGACUGGGUGGAGUUCAAGUUCAAGAAGCUUGAGGACCACCUCCGCGUCGUCAGAGAGGGAGUAGUGGCUGACUACGAGGAGGGCAAGGGCUUCGACCAGGAGCACUUUGUCGACAAAUGCCUCAACAUCGAGAAGUACUUCCGCGGCAUCUGGGAGGAGAUGGAAUGUGUUGAAAACAAGCCAUACCCUCCACCUUGCUUCAAGAUCCCAUACAGCGAGCUUUGA
Messenger RNA from Pichia membranifaciens NRRL Y-2026, 3501 nucleotides. RefSeq lists its product as hypothetical. The annotation marks the transcript as partial. Lineage: Eukaryota; Fungi; Ascomycota; Pichiomycetes; Pichiales; Pichiaceae. Gene Ontology annotation, molecular function: protein binding. The transcript is spliced from 5 exons. The record is from RefSeq and is a predicted model, not a curated record.